Zymoseptoria tritici IPO323 is the source of this 1197-nucleotide messenger RNA. RefSeq lists its product as uncharacterized. The transcript is spliced from 4 exons. The record is from RefSeq and is a predicted model, not a curated record. Lineage: Eukaryota; Fungi; Ascomycota; Dothideomycetes; Mycosphaerellales; Mycosphaerellaceae. Gene Ontology annotation, biological process: nucleolar large rRNA transcription by RNA polymerase I; transcription initiation at RNA polymerase I promoter. The coding region runs from base 304 to 1197 and encodes 297 amino acids. Gene Ontology annotation, cellular component: nucleus; RNA polymerase I upstream activating factor complex. Gene Ontology annotation, molecular function: RNA polymerase I cis-regulatory region sequence-specific DNA binding.
CGUGCAUGCGCCGAACAUUCGCAGGUGCAGAGUCCAAGGUGAACUCUCGCAGCAGAAUUACCUACAAUUGUCACAAUACUGCUAAAGUCGGAGCCUUGCAUAUUCGGAGACUUCUGCCGGCCCAGCCACCGCCGAAUGCCGUUCCACCUGCACCGAGCUGCAUUCACUUCGAGACAUCGUCUAGCGACAAGGCAGCUCCGCCGCGCAAACAACACCAACCCGGUGGCAAUCAUCAGGCCUUGGGCAGCAUUCUCGCUGUUCAACGAUCUCCCUCGUAGGUCUUGACCACCCGGAUCCGUCAAUAUGGCGUCGCAACUCGCGCCCGAGCAGGCCGCUUCAUAUAGCGCGAUCAUCGACAGGAUUCUCGCAAAGUCCGACCUCAAUACCGUCUCCGCCAAAAGCAUUCGCAAAGGGCUCCAGGCCAAAGUCGACUAUGACCUCGCACCACAAAAGACGCUCAUUACAGCGCUUAUUAUGGAGCGGUUCGACAAAUUCCAGUCCGGUAAUGGAGUGACCGCGCCAGAGCCAGCUCCCACCGCCAAUGGCAUUACGAAAUCCGCGAACGGCAACGAUGCUGCUUCAUCCGCCGCAGCCUCACCGCCCGUAACUGGUAGCAAGCGGAAAGCUUCCUCGGAGAGCGACCUGAGCGAUGUCAAGGACGAUUCGCCGGUCCCGAAGAAAGUGAAGAAGAGCAAGGCACCUACAUCGGGCGACGUUGAGUCUGACGAGAAGAUGGCAGCACGUCUGCAGGCCGAGCUCAACGCUCAGACGUCCUCGAGGGCUACACGUGGAGGCAACACAAAGCGCAAGACCCCAGCAAAGAAGGCAACGAAGAGCAAGAAGAAGAGCGCGGCCAAGAUCGGUGCGGAAGAUGACUCGGACUUGGAGGGAGGCAGUGGAGUGGAAAAGCCCGAGAAGGAGAAGAAAGGCGGCUUCCAUAAACCAAUGCAUCUCUCCGAGCCGCUCGCGGCCAUGCUCGGCGAAAAUCAACUCUCUCGGCCACAGACCGUCAAGCGGAUAUGGGCCUAUGUGAAGGAGCGCGACCUGCAGGAGCCCACCGACAAGCGGCAGAUCAAUUGCGAUGAAGCGAUGCGGGCGGUCUUCAAGAGCGACAAGGUCCACAUGUUCACGAUGAACAAGCUUCUCGUGCAGCAUCUCUGGCCGGUGGAGGAGGCAGACCUGGUGGCUGCAAGCUGA